AUGGAGGGUGUGGUGGAGGUCUGCUGGUUCUGUCCUGCAGGGGAGGAUGAGGACAGAUUUGAUACCUGCUUGACCUUCACCAAUGUUCAUGGAGAUGCAAAGGAACACAAGAAGCAACUCACCUUCCUGCAGGAGGUCUCUUCUCUCAUUGUGAUCCCCAUGUCAAGUUCCGAUGACAACAAUGAAAAGCGAAAAGUAGUCCGUGACCUGUGUCAGUCAUCAAAACCUUUGACCCGUUUACUUGAUGACAAAGAAAAAACCCUGGCCAAUAAUUCUGGCCUAAAAGUGAGAAUUGGGAUCAGGAACAGAAAUGAGGCAGAAUUAACAGAGGAGCUCACAACUACAAUCCGACGUUUGCUAGAGCUCUCUGGCACUGCUCUCAGCUUACAGGACUGUGCCCAGUCAGCUUGGAAGCAAGGACUCCUUGUUGAUAAAGACCAGAGAGAUUGCAAGGACGCCAAAGAAAAGGCAGAGAUUCUAAUGGCCCUACUAAAAGAAACGAAGAUAUCUCAGAUGACGGAAAACUUACUACCCCUUCAAGGACAACUGUGGCACAUUUGGUGUAAAAAGGACAAAGAACUCUACCAUCUGAGAGAAAAGGGAAAUCGGAGCGUUGAACAACACAAGAGUGAGACUGAGACAGAUAAACAAAUAAUACGGCAUGAACAGUUCACCAGAGCCUUUCCUCUCAAUGAUUUAAUGCAAUCUGUCCUCGAAAUUCUCAAAAAACAUUCAGAAACGAACACAAAACUGUACUUCUUGCAAUGGCUGAGUGUGUUUUUGGACAACCUGACUGCAGGACACUUGGAAAAGCUGAAUGAAAAGAAAAAGUCUUUAUACAAACUGGUACAAACUGAAAAGCAACAGGCAUCAAAGAGCAACAACCUGAAAGACUGGCAAAAGGAGAUAGAAGCUAUCUCUGCAGAGACUACUAACUGUACCUUGGGAAUUCAGCAACUUCUCAGAGAAGUUGGCCAGAUCUAUGAAGCUCUGGAAGAAGCUUCCUUUACCAAAGAUCUCCUUUUUCUCUCCCUUCCCCAGAUUGCUGCAGAUCUGAUGAUAUCUGGUGUUCCCAUUGAGCUCAUGGAUGGGGAUGCUUCCUAUGUGCCUCUAAAGUGGGUGGCCGCUGUUUUUGACAAAGACACUGCAAAACUUGGAGACAAACGGCUGUUUGUUCUCUCUGUCCUUAGCCUGCAGAGCUCAAGAAGUCCACCCUGCUUAAUGCCCUUUUAGGGCUGCAGUUCACUGUCAGGGCUGGGAGGUGCACACGGGGGUCCUACAUGCAGCUCCUGAA
This is a messenger RNA of Ceratotherium simum simum (southern white rhinoceros), 1294 nucleotides long. The record is from RefSeq and is a predicted model, not a curated record. Lineage: Eukaryota; Metazoa; Chordata; Mammalia; Perissodactyla; Rhinocerotidae.